AUGGCUUCCUUGAAAGAAAUAACUACAAAUUUCCAGAAAUUGGAUAAGUUUGAAGGGAUUGGAUAUCGUCGUUGGCAAAAGAAGAUACAUUUUCUAUUGACCACAUUGAAUGUGGUGUAUGUUCUUAGCACCCCCAUGCCACCAUUGCCGGAAGAGGGGAAAACCGAAACCCCGGAGGAAACGCGUGCAAGAACAAAGUGGGAAAAUGAUGAUUACAUUUGCCGAGGCCAUAUCUUGAACGCCAUGUCGGACACCUUGUUCGAUAUUUACCAAUACGUGGAGAGCGCCAAAGAACUUUGGGGCGCUCUUGAGGCAAAGUACGUCGCGGAGGACGCAUCAAGUAAGAAAUUUUUAGUUAGCAAUUUUAAUUCUUACAAAAUGAUUGAUGGUCGUUCCGUCAUGGAGCAAUUUCAUGAGGUUCAACAUAUGUUGAACCAAAUUAGACAACAAGGUAUGGUGAUGGAUGAAUCAUUCUCGGUUGCAUCCAUCAUUGACAAAUUACCCCCAUCUUGGAAGGACACUAGGAAUUCUUUGAAACAUAAGAAGGAGACUAUGUCCUUGGUAGAUUUGGGUGCCCAUCUCCGAAUUGAGGAGGGCAUCCGGUCUCAAGAUGUCUCUAAGGACCCUAAAAAUGGUCCCGUUUCUUCUAUCAACAUGAUGGAAGAAGGACAAUCAAGUUGGACUAAAAAGUCCAAGAAACCCCCAUGGAAGUCCAACAAAAAUCACCCCGAGAAUGAUAAGAAAAAAGGCAAGACCAUGUCUUGUGGGGGGUGUGGUGGUUCUCACAUGAAGAGGAAUUGUCCCUCUUUGCCUAAGAAGAACAAGGAUCAUCUUAAGGUUGAUCCUCAUCAAGGUCCGUUUGCACAUGAUGUUUCUUUAAAUGAAGAAAGGAAUUUUAUUGCAAUGAUUUCUGAAAUCAAUGUGGUGCAGGAUGAUGAUUCUUGGUAG
Beta vulgaris subsp. vulgaris (sugar beet) is the source of this 948-nucleotide messenger RNA. RefSeq lists its product as uncharacterized. NCBI's taxonomy places the organism in Eukaryota, Viridiplantae, Streptophyta, Magnoliopsida, Caryophyllales, Amaranthaceae. The coding region runs from base 1 to 948 and encodes 315 amino acids. The transcript has a single exon. The record is from RefSeq and is a predicted model, not a curated record.